Molecule: messenger RNA, 1155 nt
Organism: Dentiscutata erythropus
Lineage: Eukaryota; Fungi; Glomeromycota; Glomeromycetes; Diversisporales; Gigasporaceae
Source: the annotation of a GenBank genome assembly
AUGGACACAAAUGACAGUGAAAUACACAUAAUACAUAAAUACUUCGAGCGAAAUCCUACAGAUUGGAGUAUUCGCGAGUUCUUGGACAAAUGUGAGGAGAAAAAAUUUGAUCUAAAAAUCCAAACUUAUUGCUUAUCACUUGAAAACAUCAUUAAACAAGGAGAAUUAAAUCAUAGACAUGGUAAAGCUCAGCUCUUGCUAGAUUGGUAUAAAAAGUCUAUGAGGCGAGCCACAAAGCCAGUCUGGGGCACAGAAAAAACUACGAGUUUCUUGUUUCUGUGUUCAAAUCUACGAGGGAAACAAACCUUAAUUGACGACAGGCCUUCGAUCCAUUUCCAUCAACUGACGUUUUUACCCAAUACCAUUAAUGGAAUUAAUAAUACUGGAGCUUUUGAUAUUCAUCUAUUAAAAAAAUCCAGGAAAAGAAAGAAAGAUCAGGAAGAUGAAGAUGUAGAGGAUGAAGGGAUUGACAACUCUGCAAUACUUUAUGAUAGACUGAUAAUGGGAAUUAAUACUGCACGAGAAAAUCAAACAGCAACGGCCUGUUUGAUGACUCCGCUAUAUUGGGGUGUCGUAGAUCUUAGAGCAGAGAAUGUCUCUCCGUACCCAAAACAUUCUCGUGUGAAAGAAUUUUUAUCAGAUAUGGAAGUUCAAAAUCUACAACAAACGGCUAUUAAAAUUAUAACUGAAGAAUCACAUUUGAGUGUAUCUGUUAAAACACUUCUGGAGAUGAUUCAAUGUAGCACUUUUAGUCUCAGAAAACUCAGUAAGGAGAAAAGGGCUCGGGGAAUUGCAGGUAUUUGUUCCUUGCUUAAGAUAGAUGCGAAAAUAUAUGACAAAGACACCCAGUACAUUGGAGAAUGUAUGGAUGCCUUCGAUUUGUAUAGUAUAUGGGAAUGGUCUUCGCAAGAUCUACCAAGAAAGGAUGAUGACAUUAUAACUGCGAUGACUUUAUGUAAAAGAUUUCUAAUCUAUCGAAAUCUUCUAAACCGAAUAUCCAAUCUAUCUCAAAUAGCUAUUAGACUUUCACAAAUUUUCAGAGAAGAUGUAGAGAAUAUGCAAGUUGUUCAUAUUAAUAAAUCUGUCAAAUUGAGUCCUAUAGUGGCUCUGAAAGAAAAAAGAGUCUCUUCCAAGAAAAAUGAGAAAAACACUUAG